AUGGCCAGCACAAGCGACAGCGUGCACGAUGCGAGCGGUUCGCUUGCGACAGGCUCGUACGCACGCACGAUGCGCACCCGACAGGGCAUCGCGAGCACAAGCAAUCUCAGUGGCUCCUUGACCUCUCAUGUCGAGGCAGAGGCGAGCCCGUCGGCCUACGAGGGCUCCACUGCUAGCGGGAGCGGCAAGAAGGAAGGCUGGCUACCCAGCUCGAUCGAUGAGUUUGUACAUUACUGUCAGACCCAGCAGACAGGCGCACAAGUCGUCAGGAACGUCGUACCUCUCAUCAAGAGGCUCGAACGCUACUUCCAGGACCGACGCAGACCGGGCGAGACCCUGUCUAGCUGGCUCUCGAGCAUGUGUGCCAACGGUGCAGACCCGCUUGAUCUGCUCGCGCCUCCCACUAAGGAACAAGCUGGUCAAGCUACCAAGUCAGAGCCUCACAGUCUUGCGUUCAUCCUGGUCCUACAGGCCCGCUUGGAGACAGGACGCGGGCAAGCCCUCGAGCUGCCUCUCAAGCUUUCUGCGCUCGCUGCGAGAUCGUAUAGCACCGAUCAACUUGCCGCUCUGCCCGGACUCGUGACGUCCUGGUCAAAUCAGAUCGUGCGCGUUCAGGCAGACUCUGCCCGAUCUGCUCCGGUCCUUCUCGAUAUCCUCCAUCGCUGGUGCCGCCACGUUACCGGCUUCAGCACACUCACUGGAUUCCACGUGCCCUACCUCUACCAUGCUUUGCGCGCGGGUCAGUAUGCACCUGCUGCUAGCCUCUUGGAAACCGCCAUAAUGGACGUCGACAAUACGUCCGUUCUGGGCUACCGUGACAACCUGCUCUACCAUCUAUAUGGUGGCAUCAUCCUCACAGCUACCGGUCGCUAUGAACUCGCUCGUCGCCACUUCGAGAGAGCGAUAUCCGCCCCUGCGCUCACUGCCAGCGCUAUCCAGAUAGACGCCUAUCAGAAACUGUCUUUGCUCCAUCUCAUCUCUUCAGCCGUGGACGACAAGGCCCUUGAGCUACCCAAAUACACCAGUCCUGCUGUUACGCAAGCUAUUCGAAACCAGUGCAGCUGGUACUCCGAGUUUUCGGGCGCCUAUCUUCAUGGCGACGUGCCACGAUGUCAGCAGCUCGUUCACAAGGCCAGAUCCGACCUUUCCAAGGCCGGCAACUGGGGCUUGGCGCAGCAAUGCCUCUUCUUCCUCGAUACUCAUGCCAUCCGUUUGCUGUCUAAACACUACAUCUCAGUACCCCUUGCGACGAUCUCACAUAGUCUCGGCUAUCAGCUCGGCCGGGAUCUGACGAACCUUGCUACUCGAAUCCAAGCAGAGAUUGAGCGUCGAACCCUGCAUGCUAGGUUCGAUAGGGCCGGGGACGGCAACAGUAAUGUGAUGCUUAUCUUCCUCGAAGACGGUGCGGCCUAUGAUUCCAAAGAAUCUGCACGCGAGAUACAAGGUGUCGUGACGAUACAACAAGAAGUCAUCUACCGUACGGCCGGGCUCAGCAAUGCCCUCGCUUGCGAUCCAGAGACGCUCAAACGGCAGCAGGCUGCCGGCGCGAUGAGUAACAUGCAUCCCUAUGCAGACGUGCCGUCGCCAUAG
Molecule: messenger RNA, 1590 nt
Organism: Mixia osmundae IAM 14324
Lineage: Eukaryota; Fungi; Basidiomycota; Mixiomycetes; Mixiales; Mixiaceae
Exons: 10
Coding region: 1-1590 (529 amino acids)
Biological process (GO): ubiquitin-dependent protein catabolic process
Cellular component (GO): COP9 signalosome
Source: RefSeq, a predicted model, not a curated record